Molecule: messenger RNA, 849 nt
Organism: Stegodyphus dumicola
Lineage: Eukaryota; Metazoa; Arthropoda; Arachnida; Araneae; Eresidae
Gene: alphaSnap
Product: Alpha-soluble NSF attachment protein
Biological process (GO): intracellular protein transport; SNARE complex disassembly
Cellular component (GO): SNARE complex; vacuolar membrane
Molecular function (GO): syntaxin binding; soluble NSF attachment protein activity
Source: RefSeq, a predicted model, not a curated record
GUCGCAUCUUCUUCUUUAGAAAAUUCAUUAUUGAAGUACAGUGCUAAGGAAUACUUCUUCCGAGCUGGGCUUUGUCAUUUAUGUGUAGAUUUAUUAAAUGCUCAGCAUGCUUUGGCCAAAUAUGAAGAGAUGAGUCCAUCAUUUUCAGAUUCCAGAGAAUGUAAAUUAUUGAAGUGCUUAAUUGAGAAAUUGGAGGAGCAAGAUGUUGAUGGAUUCACAGAUGCUGUAAAAGAAUUUGAUUCGAUAUCUCGCUUAGAUCAGUGGUAUACUACAAUUUUGUUACGAGUCAAAAAAUCCAUUCAAGACACUCCUGAUUUACGUUGAUCAGUGUAUAUUGCAUUGUAAGGGAAAAAAGUAUUGUAAACUAUUUUCUGAAAUAGAAAUUUCAUAUGAAAUCUUUACAUAAUUCUAAAAUUUUUCAAGCUGACAUUUUUCAAUUGUUAAUAUAAAUAUACUGUAUAUAUAGGAAUAAGUAUUGAAAUUUAUUCCUUCAAACUGUUCAUAUUUUAGUGAGAAAUUGUACGAGUAAAAUAUAUUUGUGCAUGAAAUGCAUUGAUGUUAAGUAUUCUUUUUUUGCUGCAAGGAUCAUGUGAGUUUUGUGAAUAUGCUUGGAUUGUUACAUUUGAAUAAAUAUUAAAAUAUUUUUAAUAUUUAAUUAUACUGAAUUUUGGAGAAAUUUGAAGCAGAUGAAAUUUGAAGCAGAUGAAUGACACUUAAAAUUUUUACUCAUAUUUGGGCCUAAAAAUAUUUUACUGACUUGGCACUGGUUUUUAUGUAAUAUUGCACACAUAUACCAAGUAUGAAAUUCUUAAGAUGUCUGUUAAAAAAAAAAAAAAAAAAAAAAAAAAA